This is a messenger RNA of Polistes dominula (European paper wasp), 1680 nucleotides long. RefSeq names its product rho guanine nucleotide exchange factor 3. The record is from RefSeq and is a predicted model, not a curated record. Gene Ontology annotation, biological process: positive regulation of Rho protein signal transduction; intracellular signal transduction. Lineage: Eukaryota; Metazoa; Arthropoda; Insecta; Hymenoptera; Vespidae. Gene Ontology annotation, molecular function: guanyl-nucleotide exchange factor activity.
GAUUUUUUUUUAUCUAAAACUUCAAAUUAUUUCACAUAUUGAAAAAUUAAAUACUAUUUGAUGUAUAUGAUUAUGCGAUAUCGUUUAUACAUCGUCAUGUAAUAUUAGAUCGGUAUUAUGCAUCAACUAUUAUUUUAUUAAAUUACAAUAGAUUUUUUGUAAACUUAAAAUGGGAGAUGACUGCAACGUAACAAUAAAAGAGGUAUUUCAAGAACCUCGAAAAAGAUUUUGGCUGAGAUCUAGAAAACGACCAAAAAGUGAUGUGGUUAGUGUUAAUUCUAUGGAUAUAUCUAUAGAAUCAGAUACGGGAAAAAAGAAAAAGAGACGCAGAAUUACAGAAGUAGCUAGUAGUAUAUUCUCUUCUAGUACUUUAGGCGUAAAAGUUGGAAAUACUCUUCAUAGAUCAUUUAGUAUCCAACAAAACACAGAUGAUUUUUUAUUUACCGAUGAAGACGCACAUGCAAAUACAAUAAGGAAAAAACGGAGAAACAGUUCAGAUAGUACAAAUAAUUUUACGCUUAGAAGUUGGUUGCUAGAUAUAGCAAAUGAAAAUGUUAAAGAAACAUUAAAUAGCACUUUAGGUCAAAGAGAAGUAAAAAGACAAGAGGCAAUUUAUGAAUUAUGUUGCGGAGAAAACUUGCUCAUUGAUGAACUUACCAUUCUUCGUGAUCAUUAUUAUGAACCAUUGAUUUCUAGUAAUAUAUUCACUUUGCAAGAAAUACGUACACUGUUCAGUGACCUUACCAGUAUUAUUGAAAUUCAUUGUAAUUUACGAAAUGAGUUGAUCAAUUUACGAGAUUGUUCGGGAUUUACAGACAACAUUGGUGCUACGAUACUCAAUUGGAUACCAAAAUUAACGGAACCUUAUUUAGAAAGAUGUAGAACACAAGUAUGGGCAAGGCAUUUACUCGAGGAAAAGAAAGCAACUAAUAAACGUUUCCAGGCAUUUUUAAAAAGAAAGUUAGGAACACCCCAUUCUCUUGACUUAUGGGCUUACUUAGAUGUACCACGAUCAAGAAUAGUUAAAUAUCCUUUAUUGAUAAAAGAAAUAUUAAGACAUACUACUGCCGAUCAUUUAGACCAAAUUCCCUUAAAGGAGUCAAUUAAUAAACUCACAGAAUUACUACAGAAUAUUGAUGAGGCUAUGGGAAAGGCUGAAUGUAAAUUAGCUCAAACAAAAAUCAAUAUUAAAAAUGAAUAUGAUCCAACUGAAUGUAUUAAUAAUGCAACAGAAUUAAUUACAGAGGGACAAUUAAAAGAUUCGAAAGGAAUGAAAUUUUAUUGUUUUCUUUUUGAUACGUGUUUUGCUAUAACACGCUCCACAAGACGUAUACCUAAGAAAUAUAAUCUAUUUUUUCCUGUUAUACCAAGAGAGCAAAUAUCAUUAUGCGCCGAACAGAAAAAUUGUAUAGACUUUGGAUUCAAAAUAGGUGAUUACUUUCUCAUAUCAGAAGAUAAACACGGUAAACGGCAUUGGACUGAUGCCUGCAAUAAAAUUAUUAACUCUUUAAAUACUAAAGAAAAUAAAGGGAAUGAAAAUAAGUCGAAUUUAAUACUGCAAACGCCUAACCGAUCUAUACGAAAAUCAGGAAAUAGUACAGAUGAAAACUUUACUUUUUCUUUAAAAAGAAAUAUUUUAAAACAAAAACAAAAUAGUAUUUCUUUCGAUAAAUAACGUAA